Molecule: messenger RNA, 822 nt
Organism: Solanum pennellii
Lineage: Eukaryota; Viridiplantae; Streptophyta; Magnoliopsida; Solanales; Solanaceae
Product: cucumber peeling cupredoxin-like
Exons: 2
Coding region: 130-630 (166 amino acids)
Cellular component (GO): plasma membrane
Molecular function (GO): electron transfer activity
Source: RefSeq, a predicted model, not a curated record
AUAGGUCUCAGAUAGGAUAUCUCUAGUAACCUACAAUCUUUUUUUUUUUUUUUGGUUGCAAAAAACUAGAGCAUUUUCUAUCACAAUUAUUUUUAUUUUUUUUUAAAAAAAAAAAGAAAAAUAGAGAAGAUGGAGAAAAUUGUUUGUGGUGCUUUAAUUAUGGCAAUUUUGCUACAAAUCACAAUAGCACAAACAGAACAUAUAGUUGGGGAUAGCUUUGGUUGGUCUAUACCAAUUAAUGGUGCUGCAGCUUAUUCGAUGUGGGCUGAUGCAAAUUCAAUCAAAAUUGGUGAUACUUUAGUAUUCAAAUUUACGCAAGGAAACCAUGAUGUACAAGAAGUAUCAAGAAGUUCAUAUGAAGAAUGCAGUACACAAAAUUCUAUAGGUGAAGCAAUCAAGAAAGGGCCUGCAAAAAUAACAGUUCAAACUCUUGGUGAUCAUUAUUAUAUUUGCACUGUUGGUGAGCACUGUUUAGCUGGUCAAAAAAUGGCCAUUAAAGUUUCAAGUUCCAAUUCCUCAGCCUCAAAUACUCCAGCAGGCAGCAUCCCACCUCCUUCAUCUUCCUCAAAUAUCGUGUUCGCGAGUUUUCUGCUAAGUUUAUUUUCUAUUACAUUCACCAUUUUUUUCUAAGCAGAUUUGUAUAGGUUUAUGCUCAACCUGAUGACAUGGUAUAGAGUGCACAUAAUUUGAUUCAGUUUGGGUUAAAUUCUACCAUUUUGAAGAUUUUUGCCAAAUCUUCUGCACACUACUUGUAAAAUUAUAUAUUAAGUGUGUAAUAAUUUAGCACCAAAGAAAUAUAUACUUAUUGUGCUCACUCUCGAA